AUGACACACAAGCACGCUUUCAAAGCGCUAGAAAAAACGUUGAAGGACAUAAUGUCUAUGAAAAAUCCACUUGCAAAGGAUCAAACUUUCAGCGGCAAGACGGUUUUGCUAGGCGGUGAUUUCAGACAAAUCUCACCAGUAAUUCUACAAGGUAGUAGAGCUGAUAUUGUCUUAGCUUCGAUUAGUCACUCAUAUCUAUGGGAUAGCUUCCACAAGUUCUCUUUAAAAACAAAUAUGCGAGUCAAUCAGGACGAGAAAGAAUUCUCUGAGUGGCUUCUCAAGGUUGGGGAAGGUCAUCCAGAAUCGGUCGAAGAAGAUGGAGAUGAUGCCUACCGUGAACAAAUGAUAAUUAUCCACAACUCUUUGGUCCAAGAGUUUAAGGAUGACUCUUUAAAACAAGUGCUCGAUGCUGCACAUGGAGAUGUCAAAAAAUUAAAAGCCUCCCAAAGUUCCUACACUGAUAAAACCAUACUUACACCCCGAAAUGAUACAGUCGAUGAAAUCAAUGCAUACACGAUCUCGAAAAAUGACGGGGAGUCAAGAGACUACUACAGUUACGAUAGCUUUGAGAUCUCGGACACUCAAUCUGAUCAAAAUGAUUCAUUAUAUGCAAUUGAGUAUCUCAAUUCCAUGGAAUUUCCAGGAUUGCCUGCUCAUAAGCUCACUCUCAAAGUUGGGCCCCCAGUUAUGCUUCUGUGA
Messenger RNA from Brassica oleracea var. oleracea, 699 nucleotides. RefSeq lists its product as uncharacterized. The record is from RefSeq and is a predicted model, not a curated record. The transcript has a single exon. The coding region runs from base 1 to 699 and encodes 232 amino acids. NCBI's taxonomy places the organism in Eukaryota, Viridiplantae, Streptophyta, Magnoliopsida, Brassicales, Brassicaceae. Gene Ontology annotation, molecular function: DNA helicase activity. Gene Ontology annotation, biological process: DNA repair; telomere maintenance.